CUCGACACGAGCCGCGCGAGGUUUGCCUCCGGAGCUGCGCCGUCAAUUGCUCAUUGCGUUGAUCAAUGCAUGAUGCAAGGUGCUGCAUGACCUGUUCUUUUCAGUAAGGGCCUCUCAAAAGCCCGUGCCCAGCAGAGGCAUUCAUGCGUGAUCGCAGCUCGUUUUGAGAACGAUAUCAAGGGAGAGUUUCUAGAAUUUUCUGCUGAUGUUUUCCAAGCUUCCCUUGGGUCUCUUCUCAGAAGCCCGUGCCCAAUAGCUCAUCAAGGAGUGAUCACAGUUCCAUUGAGGACAAUUGCGAGGGAGAGUUCCAGAGUUUCUGCUGCAGCCCGCAGAUUAGCUGCGUGUGAGCCAGUUAAAUCAUAAGCAUAAAGUAAGGGAGGGAGGAAACAUUCCCACUCUUCUAAAUCGGCUCAGUCUGCUCAAUCUUCCAAUGUGAGCGUAUGGCGCGAGUCGAAGCUGCAAGCACUUGGAAGAUUUGGAAGGGGUACGUGGACACCCCGGAGGGCCAGGUGCACUACCACCGCUGCGGAUCGGAUGGCGCACAUCCCCUGAUCUUGCUGCACCAAUGGCCGGAUGGGGCGACACAAUGGGAUCCAAUGUUGCCAGUGCUUGCUGCUAAGGGCUUCCUUGCUAUAGCGCUGGACAUGCCGAUGUUUGGACAGUCCUACAAACCAGAGGAGGAGCCAGAUUUGGGGGGCUUUGCAGAAGGUGUCCUGGCCGCGGUGCAAGCCCUGGGGUAUCAAGGCCCAAUGGACUAUGUGGGGCACCACUCCGAGGUGCCGGGGUGGCCAUGUGGCUAGCCGCCAACCGCGUCGACUCCGUCAAACGACUGGUCCUGUGGGGUGUCCCCGUGCUUACCCCGGAGCUCUUCCGGCGAUUCAAGAAUGAGGCGGCGCCGGUUUACGACGACGACGGAGAAACGAUAGCCGCCGCCUGGAAAGCCACGCGACUAGCCAUGCCCUCGCUGUCAACAGAUCGGGCGUUGGGCGUCCUGGUUGGACGGCUGCAGAUGAAAACCGAUGCCGUGUGGAUGCACCAUGCGGUUGCGGACACUGACUUCGAAGAGCUGGCGACUCAGGUUCAACAACCGGUUCUUUGCCUAGCAAGCGACAAGGAGAUACUGGGCCCAAACACACGCAAAUUGACAGGUUAACCUGGAGGCAUUGCGCCCGCUGGGCUCGAAGGCUGCGGACCCUGAAUCGCAAAGUAAUCCAGACCUUGAUCUCCACAACAAGCACUUCCAUCUUUAUCGGUUAGUGCACAGAAUAAAGAAGGGAGCCGGGAAAGUGAAGCAGGGGGAAAGUCGAGCAAUAUGGUCAGAGUAAGUGGUUAGUCUGCGUGUUUGCUUUCUUGCACAUUAAGUGGAGUUACAAUGCAUGCUCAUAACCGGGUUUCAUCCGAC
This is a messenger RNA of Klebsormidium nitens, 1402 nucleotides long. The record is from the annotation of a GenBank genome assembly. Lineage: Eukaryota; Viridiplantae; Streptophyta; Klebsormidiophyceae; Klebsormidiales; Klebsormidiaceae.